Sinocyclocheilus anshuiensis is the source of this 582-nucleotide messenger RNA. RefSeq names its product solute carrier family 2, facilitated glucose transporter member 9-like. Gene Ontology annotation, cellular component: plasma membrane. The record is from RefSeq and is a predicted model, not a curated record. Gene Ontology annotation, biological process: dehydroascorbic acid transport. The transcript has 5 exons. Bases 1 to 582 code for a protein of 193 amino acids. Lineage: Eukaryota; Metazoa; Chordata; Actinopteri; Cypriniformes; Cyprinidae. Gene Ontology annotation, molecular function: D-glucose transmembrane transporter activity.
AUGGAUCACUACGGGGAUGUUCCAGGAGAGAAGACCAUCACUUUUAUCUGGUCUGCUGUGGUGGCUCUAUAUGGUUUAGGAGGUCUCUUUGGCUCCAUGACUAGCCUGUUCAUUGAGAGUGUGGGGAGGAGAGCCUUGAUGUGGAGAGGGUUUGGGGGAAUGUCAGCCAUUAUGGCAUUAAUCACUGUCACCCUCUACCUAAAGGACUACAGCUCUGUGAUUCCAUACAGCACCAUUGUCCUCAUUUUCCUGUUCUUCAUUUUCUAUGGGGGAGGCCCAGCUGGAACAGCCCCAUCACUCGCCAAUGAGAUCUUCAUCCAGUCAUACCGCCCAGCUGCAUUUGUGAUUAUCGGUUUCCUGCACUUGCUGGGAUUCACCAUUUUUGGAUUCAUCUUCCCAUUCCUUAUAGCUGUCCUGAAGUCUCUGAGCUUUGUUCUCUUCUCCUGCGUUUGUCUGAUAGCUGCUCUCUACGUCUUCUUCAACCUUCCUGAAACAAAAGGCAAAACUCUCCUUGAGAUUUCCCAAGAGUUCGAGAAAACAUCAGAGUAUGUGGAUACUCCACAGAAGAUGUCAUGUGCUUAG